CCCAGAUCCCCCCAGUUCAGAGGCGGGUUCGGCGAGAUUCGGCCGCAGGAACCCGGGAGGCUCCCCGGCGCGGCCGCCACGGCCUCGUGAUGUAAUUGUCACCUCGUACGGGAGACCGAGCCGAGAGCGGGGCCGCCGAGGAGGUGGCAGCCCUGCUCUUUUUGCCUGGGCUGCUAGAGGGUCGGAUUCUGGCCGGGAUGCUGGAGAUUGGCUGGCGGGCUCGCCGGGGACUUCGCGGUGACAAAGCAGCCGGAGAGAAGCCCUGCUCCUGGGUCCUACGCCCGCCGAGGAGCCGGACGCGCGCUCCUCAGGGAGUUUUUGGACUGUGAGCUAUUUCAGAACUCUGUUCUCAGGACCCAUUAUUUUAACAGUCAGGAGAAACACAUCCAGAAGAUGCACGCUAGGCCGAAGGAGGAGCGGAGAAUCUGAAGAUUUCAGAUGACAUCAGAGCUACUUUACAACAGCCUUCCCGAUUUCCUUUCUCAGAAAGUAGAGACAAACUCAGAGACAGAUGAUAUCGUCAUUAUGUCUGUCUGCCCAGGUGACGUUUCUCUGCCUCGAGCUUACUACAACCUUCAAUCUGGAAAGCUUUGUAUUCUGGGCCAAUACAGGCAAGAAGGAUACUGUGAUGUUUACCAUUUCAGGAAAAUCGAGUCAGAGUUCCUGGAUCACUCAGAACAAAGCAGCACUUUCACCCAGGCAGCGCGUAAUGAAGAAUAACACCGCUGUUGGCAUUUAAUUGGAAACAAAAGAUGAAGAAGGAGAAGCAGUGUAUUCACUAAGGAUUCUAUCCGCCCGCCGCCGCAGACCUGUGUAUUAAGGAAUUCUGCUGCUGCUUCUUGUGGAGUUGAUCAGCUCUGUGGUCAAACUACUUUGGAAUCUGCCUGCCUUUCCUCUUGUCACAGGGAACCCUGGUUGGAAUGUAACCGUGCAUCUCUGUCUGAUGACUAUGGAAGGUGAUAAACUGACACUCACUUAUUAAAAUUACAUCUCACUCACCCACAGAAAACCAUUCUUUAACGUGAAUAGAAACCAAGCCCUUGUGAACACUUCUAUUGAACAUGACUCAUGGAGAAGAGCUUGGCUCUGAUGUGCACCAGGAUUCUAUUGUUUUAACUUACCUAGAAGGAUUACUAAUGCAUCAGGCAGCAGAGGGCUCAGGUACUGCCGUUGACAAAAAGUCUGCUGGGCAUAAUGAAGAAGAUCAGAACUUUAACAUUUCUGGUAAUGCAUUUCCCGCCUGUCAAAGUAAUGGUCCAGUUCUCAAUACACAUUCAUAUCAGGGAUCUGGCAUGCUGCACCUCAAAAAAGCCAGGCUCUUGCAGUCUUCUGAGGACUGGAAUGCCGCGAAGCGGAAGAGGCUGUCUGAUUCCAUCGUAAAUUUAAACGUGAAGAAGGAAGCUUUGCUGGCUGGCAUGGUUGACAAUGUGCCUAAAGGCAAACAAGAUAGCACAUUACUGGCCUCUUUGCUUCAGUCAUUCAGCUCCAGGCUGCAGACCGUUGCUCUGUCGCAACAAAUUAGGCAGAGCCUCAAGGAGCAAGGAUAUGCACUCGGUCAUGAUUCUUUAAAAGUGGAGAAAGAUUUAAGGUGCUAUGGUGUUGCAUCAAGUCACUUAAAAACUUUGUUGAAGAAAAGUAAAGCUAAAGAUCAAAAGCCUGAUACCAAUCUUCCUGACGUAAGUAAAAACCUCAUCAGAGACAGGUUCGUAGAGUCACCACAUCAUGUUGGACAAAGUGGAACAAAAGUCAUGAGCGAACCGUUGUCAUGUGCUGCCAGGUUACAGGCUGUUGCAAGCAUGGUGGAAAAGAGGGCUAGUCCAGCCACUUCACCCAAACCUAGUGUUGCUUGUAGCCAGUUAGCGUUACUCCUUUCAAGUGAAGCCCAUUUGCAGCAGUAUUCUCGAGAACACGCUUUAAAAACGCAAAAUGCGAAUCAGGCAGCAAGUGAAAGACUUGCCGCCAUGGCCAGAUUACAAGAAAAUGGCCAGAAGGAGGUUGGCAGUUUCCAGCUCUCAAAAGGAAUGUCAAGCCAUCUCAAUGGUCAGGCGAGAACAUCAUCGAGCAAGCUAAUGGCGAGCAAAAAUACAGCGUUUCAGAACCCGAUGGGUGUUGUUCCUUCUUCCCCCAAAAAUGCAGGCUAUAAGAACUCACUGGAAAGAAACCAUCUAAAACAAGCUGCUAAUAAUAGUUUGCUUUUACAUCUUCUGAAGAGCCAGACCAUACCAAAGCCGAUGAAUGGACAUAAUCACAGUGAGAGAGGAAGCAUCUUUGAGGAUAGUAGUACCCCUACAACCAUCGAUGAGUACUCGGAUAACAACCCUAGUUUUACAGAUGAUAGCAGUGGUGACGAAAGUUCCUAUUCCAACUGUGUUCCCAUAGACUUGUCUUGCAAACAUCGAAUUGAGAAACCAGAACCUGACCAGCCUGUUUCUCUUGAUAAUUUAACCCAGUCCUUGCUAAACACUUGGGAUCCCAAAGUCCCCACUGUAGACGUCAAAGAAGAUCAAGAUACCUCAAAGAAUUCUAAGCUCAAUUCGCACCAGAAAGUGACUCUUCUUCAGUUGCUACUUGGCCAUAAGAAUGAAGAAAGUGUAGAAAGAAACAGCAGCCCCCAGGAAGUACACGGCGAUGUGACCAAGUUCGGUAGCCAGAACUUCGCGAGGACUUCCGUAAUAGAGAGCCCCAGUACGAGCAGGACUACCCCCGUGAGCACUCCUCCUUUACUUUCCUCCACAAAAGCAGAGUCUCCCAUCAACCUUUCCCAACACUCUCUGGUCAUCAAGUGGAAUCCCCCACCGUUCGCCUGCGGCUCCCAGGCUGAAAAGCCAGCGACCUCCGCGUCGAACCCCCUGAUGGACCUUACAAAGAGCAAAGACCCGCUGGGAGAGAAGCCGGCCCACAGCGAGGGCGCACAGAACUCCGCGACCUUCAGUGCCAGCAAGCUGCUGCAGAACCUGGCUCAGUGCGGAGUGCAGGCGUCCGCCCCGGGAGAGGAGCAGCGGCCUAGCAAGCAGCUGCUGAGCGUGAACGCGGACCGGCCCCUGGGCAUGGUGGAGAGGCUGAGUAGCCCUCUGCUCUCAAACAAAACCAACGCGGCGGAAGACAACAGGGCGUUCGGCAGUCCAGCGGCAGGCCCCGAGGCGGGACUUUCUGGCUCCGAGAUCGAGAAUCUGCUGGAGAGGCGCACUGUCCUCCAGCUGCUCCUGGGGAACCCCAACAAAGGGAAGGGCGACAAGAAAGACAAGACUCCUCUGAGAGAUGAAAGUGCUCAGGAACACGCGGACAGGGCUUUAAGCGAACAGAUACUGACGGUGAAAAUAAAAUCCGAGCCCUGCGAUGACCCGCGCAGCCCCAGUCCGAGCGUGCGCCUGAGCCCCGACGCCAGGGGCGCCCCGUUCCCAGGGGCGGCGCCUCCCGCGCAGAGGAGCGCGCCCGACGGUCUCAAGGCGGAGCCCGUUUCACCGCAGGAUUUCUCCUUCUCCAAGAACGGCCUGUUGAGUCGGCUGCUGAGGCAGAACCAGGAGAGUUACCUGGCGGAGGAGGGGGACGGCAGCCGCAGGAGCGGGGAGCUGGCGCUCCUGGAGGCCAGGACCCUCUGCGUGGUCCCCAAGAAGAGGAAGCUUUAUAGCGAGCCCUUGGAAAACCCGUUUAAAAGGAUGAGGAACAGCGUAGCUGACGCCGCCGACAGCCACGGCGCCCCGGAGGGGCUGUACGGGCCCCCGCUGAGCCAGCAGGAGCUGAAAUGCAGCAGAAGUGAUCUUGAGUUCAAAUUCCCCGGCAGCCAGGGCCCCGCGGGCGACGCCGAGCACCGCGCGUGGGCCCGAGAGAGCAAGAGCUUCAACGUCCUCAAGCAGCUGCUCCUGUCGGAAAACUGCGUCCGGGAUCUGUCCCAGCACAGGAGCGGCUCCGCCGGGGAGGGCAGGAGGAAGGGACACCGAGGCGCGGCGGGCGGCGGCAAGCCCGAGCUGAGCAUUCCGGCCCUCGACGGGCUGCUGUACGGCCCCGCGCAGCCCGGCGGCUGCGGGGACAGCAGGACGGGCCCCGGCCCCCGCCCGGGCCCCGGCCCCGGCCCCCGCCCCCGCCCCUGCCCCUGCCCGGCGCGCGCCCCGCCCAGCCCCCCCUUCCCCGAGCCCGGGGGCUGCGCGGGCUCCAGGCCGGAGCCGGGGCCAGCGAACGGCUGUGCGGGCGGCGCCGGCGACAAGGGCCCCAUUAAGUGGGUCAUCGCCGACGCGGACAGGAACGGGUACGAGAGGGACUGCCCGCGGCUGACCAAAACCAACCCCAUCCUCUACUACAUGCUGCAGAAAGGGGGCGGCCCCGUCGCCGGCCGGGACACGCAGGACAAGGACGCGUGGGGGGAGCCCUCCUCCGCGGAGAGCGUCGCGCAGGUCACGGUCAAGGAAGAGUUCCUCCCCGCGGCGGAAACCAGGGCGGCCGGCUUCAGCCUGAGAGGCCCCUACAGCAGCCCCCCGGGGAGGAGCGCCCCUCGCCCGCACAGCGCGAACGGGGAGGGGUACGGACUGCUGGGAAACGUGCUGGCCAUAAAGAAAGAAGCCGAGUGAAAUGUACCCGCCAUCCAGCUCCCGAUCUUCUCUUUCCUUGUCUUUUCUUUUCUUUUCUUUUUUUUUUUUUUUUUUUUUUUUUUUUGCAAACUGCUUAGUAUGAACUUGCGACCUGUAUAAAUAAGAGCAUGAUUUGAGAAAAGCAUGGUAUAACUGAAACUUUUUUCAUUUCGAGAAGUAUUGGUUGCUGGUGAUGUCUAAAUAUGCACACUACUUUUUUGCUUUACGUUAGAUGUCAUGAGGAAACUACUGAACUAGCAAAUUGGUUGUUUAACACUCUGUAUGCACCAAACAACAACUGUGAGUAGCCUAUGAAUGAAAAAUCUUUUAUAAUCCAGUAAUAGGCGUAAAUUAAAAUGUAAAUCUCCAUCCAUAGUGGAUUAAUGCAUUUUGCUGCCUUUAUUAGGGUACUUUAUUUUGCUUUUCAGACGUCGGCCUACAUAACACAUUUGUUUUUAAAUCCAAAUUGUUCAAUGACUCUUUAAAUAUUAAUCGUUGAAUUAAAAAAAAGAACCUAAUUCACUUCUCAUUAUCCGAUUCAGAAAUAAAUUAGAAAAAAUAGGCUUACAUUUUUCACUUUUGCUAAAAAAAAAAAAAAAAGAAGAAGAAGAAGAAGACGUAUUUAUUUUUAACUCUUGGAAGGGGUUUUGUGGUUCCCAAUGUGUCUGCCCCACCCCAGUCCUUUUCAAUAUGUAUUUCUUUAAACCUUGUACUACUUAGUAAAAAUUGAUUACAAUUGAUGGAAGUUUGAUAGAUCCUUAAAAAAAGGCAGAUUUCCAUUUUUGUAUUUUAGCUACUUUACUAAAUUAAUAUUCCUCCUUUUACAGAAUUAGGAAAGUUAACCAUUUACCUUCAGGUGGUUUCCUGAAUAGUUGACUAUUUAAGAAGUUGUUUUUAACAGAAGCAAAAUGGCUUUUCUUUGGACAAUUUUCACCAUCUCUUGUAAAAGUUACUUCUCACCAUUUCUGUGGUACCUGUGAGUCUUACGACCAGGGUUUCUUAAAAGCUGGACUCAGACCACCUGCAUUAGAAUCAUCUGGAGCACUUGUUUUAAAAUGCAGAUUCCUAGGCAGCAUCUCAGAUCUACAGAUCAAGAAUCUCUGCUAAGUGGACCUGGGAAUCUCCCAGCUGCAUCUUAACACACUUCCUAGAUGUUUCUUCUGCACACUCAAGUUUGAGAACCAUUGCUUAUGACUUUUCUCAGAACACAGGACUGUAAAAAACAAACAAACAAAAAACCAAACUACUUGAUGCCUAUAUUUUCCCCAAUACAGUUAUACAUCAACUCAAAAUUUGCAAUAUUGUAGUUCAUAUAUAACCGUUAUGUCUUUGGAAAUCGGGUUCAGAAUACUUUUUAUGACAAAAAAAAAAAUUGGGUGGAGGGGACAACUUUCAUAUCUGGCUCAACAUCUCAGGAAAAUCUGUGAUUAUUUGUGUGUUCUAAUGAGUAACAUCUACUUAAUUAGCCUUAGGGAUGGAAUAACAGGGCCACUUACCAAACUCAGGUGAUUCCAGGAUGGUUUGGAAACUUCUCCUGAAUACAUCCUUAGUUUCUAUUAAAAUCAUUGUCCUAAGAACAUUGCUGACCAAGACAAAAAUAUUUCUCUCAAACCCAAGAAAGGCACUCAACUCAGAUUGACUAAAGAGAAAAGUACAGAGGGCACAUAUACAUGACAAAGUUGCACACAGUCCCUCCAUUGGUCCUACUCUUUUAAAAUUGCAAUUAAGACAUAAACAUUGAUGUUCUCUUGGAAGAACUUCUUAUCGAGCCACAUGGGGUUUUGAUCUUGAAACAAGUCCCUAUGUUUUAAGUUCAGCUUUCACAGUCCACAGUUUGUUCACCAGAUAAUACUUUUGUUUUUAAAAGUGAACCAGGUUUGCAACUGACCUAUCAAAAAAUUGUUAUAUAAUCAACUAUUAAUUAGAAGGAAAUCUAUUUGAAGUUGUUCUACUUGAAGUUGUUUCUAAGAUUUUUUAUAUUAAAAAUGGGCGUUAUUUCCUAUAUGAUCUAAAACCCUAAAUGAUUAUUUUUUUCUCAAAAUGAUUUGUAAAUAGUUACUGGAUAUAUUAUAAAACAAUAGUCAGGAGUGAAUAUUAUGCUACAUCAUGGAGAGAUGAAGGCGUAUGCUUAUUCUGAAGUGAAAAUCCCACUGGCCAGUGAAUAUAUUCUAUUCCAUCCCAUAUUGACUCUGUGACAAUCUUAUUGUCUCCACCAUAUAAAUAAGUUUUUAAGCAAGUCAUUUUUUUUUUUCCUGCCAUUGUGAAAGGUCUGCAGCCUUAGAGGUAUGCUAGAAAAAUUGUUGGUAUUCCCCUUUGGUCGGGGGAAAAUGGGCUUUCACAAGGGAGUGAAAUUUAGGUCAGGGAAAAGAGUAUCAAGGGCCAGCAUUGCUAUCUUUUUGUUUGUUUCUUUGAUUGGUUGGUUGUUUUUGUUGUUGUCAUUGUUAACAGUUAAAGGAAUGAGGAUAUGUAAUACGUAGAUAAACAUGACCAGAAGAAUGAUGUUCUGAUUUACUAGAGAAUGUCCCCAGUUUGACUUUAGGGUGAUUUUAAAGAACAGUCAGAAAGGGCAUACAUCCAUAACUUCACUUUGUUUAUGCAUAUGUAGUUACAAGACGCGCAUACACACGUUUUCAAGGACUAUUUUAGAUAUCUAGACAAUUUCUUCCCGAUGAAGUCGUUUGUGAAAGGGUACUACAGCUCUCAUUGACAUCAGUAAGGUAGCAUUACCUGUUUAUUCUCUGGUACGUGUUACAGAAGAGUAAACUGGUGAGAGUAUAUAUUUUAUAUAUAUAUAUAUAUAAUAUGUAUAUAUAUAUAUUGACUUGUUACAUGAAGAUGUUAAAAUCAGUUUUUAAAGGUGAUGUAAAUAGUGAUUUCCUUAAUGAAAAAUACAUAUUUUGUAUUGUUCUAAUGCAACAGAAAAGCCUUUUAACCUCUUCAGUUUCUGUAUAUUCCAUGUAUAAGUGUAAAUAUAAUCAGACAGGUUUAAAAAUUGUGCAUGAUGUAUACAGUUGCAAGUCUGGACAAAUGUAUAGAAUAAACCUUUUAUUUAAGUUGUGAUUACCUGCUGCAUGAAAAGUGCAUGGGGGACCCUGUGCAUCUGUGCAUUUGGCAAAAUGUCUUAACAAGUCAGAUCAGAUGUUCAUCCCAACAUGACAGUAUUCCAUUUCUGGAUAUGACUUCUGUGGUUUAAGCUUUGUGAAAGAAUGUGCUUUGAAUCCAAGGGUCUUAAAACUUUUUAAAAUCAAGUCAACCACUUUUCAACAUUAAGAGUUCACACAACUACUUUCAUGAAUUUUUUAAUCCCAUUGAAAAUGUAAUAUUAUACCAGGAGUAUUCCAGUCUGCUGGAAUACAGGGACAUUACCGUUCAUAUGAAUUUUGGGGUUUACACAACCAAUUUUAAUGCUAUCGGCUUAGUAAUAUAAUUUGUCAUUUUUAUUAGAAAUUUAAUUUCUUCAUGUGAUAUCAUGAAACUGUACAUACUGCGGUGUGAAUUUUUUUUGUUUUGUUUUUUAAUCUUUUAGUGUUUACUUCCUGCAGUGAAUUUGAAUAAAUGAGAAAAAAUGCAUUGUC
Canis lupus familiaris (dog) is the source of this 8137-nucleotide messenger RNA. RefSeq names its product nuclear receptor interacting protein 1 (gene NRIP1). The transcript is spliced from 5 exons. Gene Ontology annotation, cellular component: nucleus. The coding region runs from base 1062 to 4562 and encodes 1166 amino acids. Gene Ontology annotation, molecular function: transcription coregulator activity; signaling receptor binding. NCBI's taxonomy places the organism in Eukaryota, Metazoa, Chordata, Mammalia, Carnivora, Canidae. The record is from RefSeq and is a predicted model, not a curated record. Gene Ontology annotation, biological process: regulation of transcription by RNA polymerase II.